AUGGCUCUGCGUUUCCUUGUUCUUCUCAGUGCUUGGAUGGUCCUUGCCCAAGGAUCCUUUCUGCACGGAUCUGAUAUUAUUGGCGCAGAAGCGGAGGUUCCCCAGGAAGGAUACCUGCCUGUCGAAGAUGCUUCAGCGCAUCAUUCCCUUCAUCACGAGCCAUUGUCUGCAGAAGUAGGACACCAUCAUCAAUUAGGACAUCUCUACCAAUCUCAAUCGCAUCAUCACGAGCAUGGACCCCAUCAUCACCUAGAAUCGCACCAUCACCUAUCUGAGUCCCACGAUCAUCAUCAGUUGUCAGAGUCGCAUCAUCUGAUCCACGGAUCUCCGCAUCACCACUAUCACGGUUACCAUCACCACCAACAACUCGAGGCACCAGUUCAUGGCAUUCACGGAUCCCAUCAUCAGCAUCACAUCCACGGAUCCCCUCAUCACCACCACCAUCUGGAGGCCCCAUAUCACGGAACUCACGGAUCUCAUGGUGUACAUCACCUGCUUCAUCAUCGCAACUGCCACGCCACCAUCCACUGCCCCAGGGUUCAUAGUCCAACCUAUGCCACCGAUGGACAUCUCUGCUAUAAGGUGGAGAACUCCUGCGAACUGGCCAUUUUGAACUGUCUGCGCCGCAAUGAACUUAAGCCAGUUUUGAGACACAUCGGACGGCACGAAUGUCAUCAUCUCCCCAGCGCUCACAGGUCCCACUAA
Drosophila teissieri is the source of this 705-nucleotide messenger RNA. Its product is annotated as histidine-rich glycoprotein. The transcript has 2 exons. The coding region runs from base 1 to 705 and encodes 234 amino acids. NCBI's taxonomy places the organism in Eukaryota, Metazoa, Arthropoda, Insecta, Diptera, Drosophilidae. The record is from RefSeq and is a predicted model, not a curated record.